AUGAAGAUGGAGCAUAAUCCUGCAACUCCCAAGGAGGAGAUUCCCAGCCAGCUGCAGGAUCCCCUGGAGAGGAGAAGGUUGCAGAACCGCCUUUCUCAAAGAAAUCACCGUCGCAAAAUCAGAGAUCGAAUUGCAAAGCUCCAAGAGCGCGUCAUUGCUAAUGAACUCAGAGCAGCAGCAGCCAGCGGCUUGGAUCAGCAAUAUAUACCGUCACCUUUGCCACACAACACACACACAGCGCUAUCCGAAAAUGAUCUUGGGUUUAUUUCCCGAGGUGUUUCUCCCCUAGGAAUAGAGCCAUCCACGCCUUUCAUGCCGUCAUACCCCAUUCUCUCAUCCACUUCGUGGCCGAGUGAUUUCAACGCCUUCCCCACAGCUGGCUAUCAUGGAGAAUUGCCACCCUAUCUUGGAGGAGGAAUCUUGACCCAUUCAAAUGGGAUGCCAUCGUCCACUACAGCUGGUCUGGGUGAAGAUACAUACCGAGAUACUAUUCUACCCACUGGAGAGGCCUUGCCGCCAGAUUCAUUACUUGCACUGCAGGAAAACCAGCCUUCUUACUAUGUUGCAACUGCAGAGGCCGCGCUCCCCCAAAUUCUCCAGGUUAUCAACACCACGUCACCUCAGUCAAAGGUAAUUGUCUUGGUUCCUCCAACGUCUCCGGCAUCCGCAUGUAUACCAUCUUUUCCGCCAUCAAACUCAUACACUAGAUUUGAAAAUCCUGCUACGGUGGCGCAACAAACUCCGCCCAGACUGACUUGUCUUUGCCACCCUCAGAACAUACAUUAUAGGUCUUGGAUGGAUGCGGGAUCAUACAUGCAAGAAUGUCCUAUACAUAAGUUUUCGAAUUCCUCGGCAGGGGGUUUUCCUGUUAGAAUGCUGUAA
Messenger RNA from Penicillium canescens, 882 nucleotides. RefSeq names its product transcription factor xanC (gene xanC). Gene Ontology annotation, molecular function: DNA-binding transcription factor activity. Gene Ontology annotation, biological process: regulation of DNA-templated transcription. The coding region runs from base 1 to 882 and encodes 293 amino acids. The record is from RefSeq and is a predicted model, not a curated record. NCBI's taxonomy places the organism in Eukaryota, Fungi, Ascomycota, Eurotiomycetes, Eurotiales, Aspergillaceae. The transcript is spliced from 3 exons.